Messenger RNA from Pseudogymnoascus destructans, 450 nucleotides. RefSeq names its product L-arabinitol 4-dehydrogenase (gene LAD1). The record is from RefSeq and is a predicted model, not a curated record. Gene Ontology annotation, molecular function: L-iditol 2-dehydrogenase (NAD+) activity. NCBI's taxonomy places the organism in Eukaryota, Fungi, Ascomycota, Leotiomycetes, Thelebolales, Thelebolaceae. The transcript has a single exon. Gene Ontology annotation, biological process: D-sorbitol catabolic process. Bases 1 to 450 code for a protein of 149 amino acids.
AUGAUCGUGAAGGACACACAUAUUUUAGGACACGAAUCCGCCGGUGUUAUUCUAGCAGUUCAUCCAUCAGUGGGCAGCCUGAAGGUCGGAGACCACGUAGCAUUCGAGCCCAACGUUACCUGUGGAGAGUGCGAGCCCUGCCUGACUGGAAGAUACAACGGUUGCGAGAAGGUCGAGUUUCUAUCCACGCCACCAGUAACUGGCCUCCUCCGAAGAUAUGUCAACCACCCAGCAAAAUGGUGCCACAAGAUUGGAGAUAUGUCAUAUGAAGACGGCGCACUUCCGGAGCCGCUGAGCGUAGCUCUGGCUUGUAUGGCGCGUGCUGGUGUUCAGCUCGGCGACCCAGUCCAGAUCUGUGGUGCUGGGCCAAUCGGUUUGAUCACGCUGCUGUGCGCCAGAGCUGCUGAGCAGAACCAAUUGUUAUCACGGAUAUCGAUGAGAGCCGACUGA